GUGGCGCCAGGUCUAUCAACCGUUCGUUCGGCCAUCUUGCAUCGCUGAGUUGAUCAUUGGUUUGGAAGAGUUUUGCCGCUUUUAUUUCACCGGUAUAGGCAUUUAGAAUGGCAACAAAAGCUGAGCUUGUCGAUCAGGCUAAGCUCUCCGAGCAGGCAGAAAGAUACGAUGACAUGGCCGACGCCAUGAAGAAAGCGACACAGCUCGACCCAAAACUUACGACAGAGGAGCGAAACUUGCUUUCUGUGGCGUACAAGAACGUGGUUGGUGCCAGGCGAUCAUCUUGGAGGGUUAUUUCCAGCGUUGAGCAAAAGAAAGCUGAAAAAGAAGGCGAUACUGCAGAGAAAGAGAAGCAGAUGGCUAGAGAAUAUCUUGAAAAAAUUGAGAAAGAAUUGAAGAACGUCUGCAAUGAUGUACUGGCUUUGUUGGACAACUACCUUAUCAAAGAAGCAAAGGAUACAGAAUCCAAGGUUUUCUUUCAGAAAAUGAAGGGAGAUUAUCAUAGAUAUUUAGCUGAAGUUGCUGCAGGCGACGAAAAGAAGGAUGCUGUUAAAAAGGCAAAUGAAGCAUACGACGGUGCCAAAUCCAGUUCAGAUGAACUAGAAACAACCAAUCCUAUCCGCCUGGGUCUUGCUCUAAACUUUUCUGUGUUCUACUAUGAAAUCUUGAAUGACAAAGGGAAAGCUUGYGAAUUGGCGAAGAAAGCUUUUGAUGAUGCAAUUGCYGAUUUGGAUUCUGUUGAUGAGGAAGGUUAUAAGGACAGUACCUUAAUAAUGCAACUAUUGAGAGAUAAUUUGACUCUUUGGAACUCAGAAGCAGAUGAUCAAGCUGAAUAGCAGACGUUUAUGUAGUAUUACCUCUAAGGUGUUAUUUACAGGCAACCCAUCGUCACUGCUAUCAUACAGUAAAACCACCCCUAUGUUCACUCUUUCUGUAUAAUAAUGAAAAAAACAGAUUUUUCUUGGUAUUGUUGUAUAUAUUAACCAUGCACUGAAUUUGAUUUUAAGACAUUUUAUUGAUGAACUUUGGMCAUGCGCAUGCUCACCUUAAGAUAUAUUCUCUGUGGACCAUCAAUAAGGAAGGCUGUUUCUUGACAAGAAAACAAACGCCUUUUUCUUUUGAUGGUCAACACAAAAUCACUCUGAUGGUAAGUGYUUUGAAGUAGUGAGGAUGCUCAAUAUGUUUGAACGUUCUGCAAUAAAAUGACCUAGAAUCAAACUUCUGUGGCUGCUAAACACAGCUAUACAAUGAUGASCCAGCYUCGCUUGUUUUCCUUUGCUUCUUCUUACACUAAUGGAUAAGGAAAAUUACUCUAGAAAACCAGUAUUAGUAAUGAUAUUUAAAAGCCAAUCACUAGAGUAAUUGUCACAAUUCUGACAUUUAUUUAAUGCUGAUAUAUGUUGGGAGUCUGCAUUGUUUUCUACUGUUCAAAAUUUGGUAUUUGUAGUUAGUUUCGUGAGUGAUUCUAAAAGAUUAUUGAAUGAAAAUUACUGGUAGUUAUUGAUGUUAAAUGAUCCCUUUUAGAUUMAUGAAUGCAACUUUGUUUGAGAUAGAAAUCAAAAGUUUUAACUGACAAGAAAGCUGCUUAGAAUCACUUUCAAUGUAGCAAAAGCAACUUAAUAGAGUUGUUUUCAUUUAAUCGUGAAACAAAAAUUCCUAUUUAGUUGGUAUUUGUAGAUAAAGAACAAAAGAAAGCAAAUUAGAUUCACUGCUGCUAUUAUUCUCACAAAACUUUCACAGUCGAAUGAAAACUCUAUGUAACUAAGUUUGUAGUCUACACUAUAAAAUGCUUGUCACUUAUCUGCAAUAAAGCCUAUCAUCUAACUGCAAUUUAUUUCWUAGUACAAACUAGUUCACCCUUGAAGUAGAGYGAGGUCAUUAAACCUGUGAAACAAAACUUGACUAUUAAAAUGUGAURGUCAAAUAGGUACAAAAGAAUGCAGUGCAAUAAAUUAGAUCAUUAUAAGAUGUAGUAGUGCAAUAUCUAUUUWGCAGGUUUUUUUCACUUCACUCUAUCUUAUUAUCUUUGAACUUUCUUUCUUGUUUCGGCCUUCUUAGUUAAUGAUAAUCAAAUACUUUUUAGUACAUGCCAAAAAGUUUCAYAAAUACAACAUGGUGUGCACGUUUAGGUUACAUAUAGGGAUUAUAUGGAAUGUAGGGUGGUUUUAUCUGCAAAAGGUUGCCAGCAAUGACUUAUUUGUUAUACAAAUUUGAGUAACGGUUAUAGUAAAACAACAAUACACUAUG
Messenger RNA from Exaiptasia diaphana, 2247 nucleotides. Its product is annotated as 14-3-3 protein zeta/delta. The record is from RefSeq and is a predicted model, not a curated record. Gene Ontology annotation, biological process: signal transduction. Gene Ontology annotation, cellular component: cytoplasm. The coding region runs from base 108 to 836 and encodes 242 amino acids. The transcript has 6 exons. Lineage: Eukaryota; Metazoa; Cnidaria; Anthozoa; Actiniaria; Aiptasiidae.